CCCGACCCUGCAAGUCAUCCCUACGCCUCCUUUCUCUUUCCGACUGAACCCCAAGAACAUCCUCUCCAUCUCUCUCUGCUUCCAAUGGCGAAGGGCGGGCUGAGCAGCAAGCUCAAGUGCAUGAUCAGGCGGUGGCACUCGUCGAGCCGGAUCUCCCGCACGCCCUCGGCGGUGUCGCACGGCGGCGGCGAGGAGGAGGACCCGUGGGGCCGCGGCGUCGGCGGGGGCGGGGGCGGCGCGGCGUCGUUCCACGGCGCCGACGGCGUGCCCCCGGGCCUCCACCCGGUGUACGUCGGCAAGUCGCGCCGCCGCUACCUCAUCGCCGCCGACCUCGUCUGCCACCCGCUGUUCCAGAACCUCGUGGACCGCUCGGGCGGCGGCGUGGGCGGCGACGGCGCCGGCGGCACCAUCAUCGGCUGCGAGGUGGUGCUGUUCGAGCACCUCCUCUGGAUGCUGGAGAACGCGGACCCGCAGCCCGAGUCGCUGGACGAGCUCGUCGAGUACUACGCGUGUUGACCGGCCGGCCGGCCGGCCAACCGCCCACAUCAUCCGCAGCUGGCGGCGCCAAGCUCGCCAGAGUUGGUGGCCUGGCCUCUAUAGGGGGCAAUUUGGUAAUUCUUUCUUUAAGCUAGGGGUAGAGUUGUAAUAUAAUACGCCUGUCAAGCGUGCACCGAGGGCGACGUGAGUGGGUAAUUAAGUUGUGUGUGGAGAUUUAUUUAACCUUGAGGCGUUCGUGGUAAUUCGGGGAUUAGCUUCGCAAUUACCGCGCGCCCAAGAAUGAUGCUGUUCUGGGGCUAUUAAUCAAUUUCCCUAAUGAUUGGUGUGGUA
This is a messenger RNA of Triticum aestivum (bread wheat), 828 nucleotides long. RefSeq names its product auxin-responsive protein SAUR76. The transcript has a single exon. Gene Ontology annotation, biological process: response to auxin. The record is from RefSeq and is a predicted model, not a curated record. NCBI's taxonomy places the organism in Eukaryota, Viridiplantae, Streptophyta, Magnoliopsida, Poales, Poaceae. The coding region runs from base 85 to 516 and encodes 143 amino acids.